Molecule: messenger RNA, 3062 nt
Organism: Caenorhabditis angaria
Lineage: Eukaryota; Metazoa; Nematoda; Chromadorea; Rhabditida; Rhabditidae
Source: the annotation of a GenBank genome assembly
AUGAGCAGUAAUUUGAUUCGAGUUGUCAAGAAGAACAAUUUCAUGGAAAUGGAGCGUGAGUUAAAAAAAACCGCCUGAGGAAUCGAACCAGCGCUUCACACUUCGCACGCCCGUGUGCUAACCACUUUGCCACGCGCACGUUUUUCAUCGUAUCCUCAUUUUUUCUAGAUACAAACAUAUUUUUGCAGAUCCGAAGCGAUGGUUUUGCGCGCUUUCAGUUUUGUCUGUAAUUCUAUUAUUCAUGGCUAUGGUUAUUAUGUUUAUUGUAGUUCUAAUUUUAUUAAAAGUCUCCCCAAAUUCAAUAUUUUCAACCUCGAAUUCGAAUAUUUCUACAACUUCUACGCAAACUCCAACAGUAGUGUCGGAUGACGAAAAAUCGUGGGAACAUCGUGUUCAAUGGCAGGAAUGUGGUGGGAAAUGCGAGCUAGAUGGGUGGGUUGGGGACUAGAUGGAUUUCUAGGCCACAAAGAUAUAUAAUUUGGAUUUCUAGGCCAUCUGGGGGCUACCUUCCGGUUUCCAGGCCACCAAAUCCAUUUUUCCAGCUACGAAAAUCCUCCACUAAUAAUCAUGAGUUUUGACGGAUUUGCUCGAUUUUACCUGGAUCGAAAGGAGAUGAAAACGCUGAAUUCAAUAGCGCAAUGUGGCGCAAAAACCGAUCGAGUUAUGCCAAGUUUUCCCACCAAAACAUUUCCCAAUCACUAUUCAAUUGUGACUGGAUUAUUUCCAGAAAGUCAUGGGAUAAGUGAGAUUUUUUUUUUGGAAAAAAAUUUGAAAAUCUUUUGUUUGUAGCCGACAACAAUGUUUUUGAUGCGAAAAUUUCGAUGAAUUUAGAAUCGAUGAAAAGCACCAAAUAUUCGGCGUUUUUUGUUGGCGAGCCGGUGGGUUACUGUAGUUUAAGAGCUUUUUUUGAUCUACAAAAAUUUUUCACGUGGAAAAAAUUCAUUGUAGAUCUGGUCCGUAUACAAACGAAAAACCGGGAAACCUGCCAACUGCCUUUUCUGGGUUGGAUGUGCUUAUAAUCAAACCGGCUACGCUCCAGAUGUUUCCCCAUAUUACAAUCAAAAUCUACCAUUUCGAAAUCGUAUCGAGCAAAUUCUAGAGUGGCUUAAAGAGCCCGAAAAAACACGGCCCGGUUUAAUCACGGCCUAUUUACACGAGCCAGAUAAUGCUGGACAUUAUCAAUUCUUAUCGGAAGAUGUUGAUCGAAUGUUGGAUGAGAUUGAUGAUGGUUUAGAUUAUUUUAUGAGUCAAUUGAAGAUUUCUGGAUUAUUGGAUUGUGUAAAUAUUGCAAUUGUUGCGGAUCAUGGAAUGGAAUUAAUUAAUAAAACUUAUUAUUUUGAUGAUUAUUUGAAGACUAAAUAUCCGAGUGGAAUAAUUAGUGCGAAGGGAGUUGUGUCGAGAUUGUAUAUUAAUGAUUCGACGGUGAAAGUCGAGGAGUUGAGGGAUGUUUUUAGGUGUAAAGUGGAAGAUUUUAAGGUGAGGAUGGAAAUCCAGGGAUUUUUUUGUUUUGCCCAUUUUUUACGUUUCAAAAAAUCUUGAAAUUCCAGGUCAACACCCGUGACGAUCUCCCCACCCGCAAGCACUAUUCUCGAAGCUCCAAAGUCGGUGACAUUAUUCUAGAAGGUCCCCCCGGAACCUGCUUCUAUAAAUCGGAAUCUGACGACAAUCUAUAUUCCGGUGAUCAUGGCUACGAUUUUUUCAAUCCAAAUAUGCAUACGAUAUUUUUCGCGCGAGGUCCUGGAAUCAAGGAAAAUUCCACGAUUCAGAAUUUUCAAAAUGUUCAAUAUAUGAAUUUGUGGAUGGAUUUAUUGAAUAUCACUGGAGCGGUGGAGACGAAUGGUAGUGUUGGAUUUUUCGAUGGGAUAUUGAGGAGUCCGCCGACACGGCAGGUUGUGCUGGGAGAGAAGAUUAAGUGAGUUUGGUGGGCUGGGGAAAUCUGGAUUUAUUUUUUGUUAAAAACCAAAAGUUUUCCUAAUUUUCAAUCCUGCAAAAACUUCUGUAAAAUUAUUCUAGGACUUCUCCAGGCCAGAAACAGAUUCUGAAAAAUUCUGAAAUUCUUCAAAGCCCUCAAAAAUUUGGCUUCAAAUUCUGCAUGAAUAAAAUUCCAAAAUAAUAUAGGUUUCAAACAAAUUUAAAGAUUGUUCUCUUUGUUUGGAUAAUGUUUUAUUGUUAGUCAAGCUUAACUUUUUCAUCAAACCAUAGUAUUCUUCUCAACCUACAGUAAUCCUAUUUGUUUCCAGAGAAUGCACAUUUUCCGGCUCCGACAACUUCACUUCCUGCUCAACUGGAGCAAUUUUAGACUUUCAAAACUGCUCAAAAAUAUCUGAAAUUCCGAUUCAUUUGUUCUCAAAUUCCUCUCUCUGCUAUCAAAAAUUCUGUGAAAAUCAGGCAAUUUUUAUGAGCUCCGCCUCGAAUUCUGAUAAACGAAAAGGAAUUUUUGAAAUGCUAUCAAGUUCGGAUGACUUGAGAGAUUCUUCGGGAUAUUUUGUUAAUUCGAAGUAUAAUAUGAGCAAUGUUGGUUGUUCUAGUGGUUUGAAGAAUUACAGUAUUUCGGUGAGAAAUGCUGGAAUUGCGAAUUCAUAUUUUGAAGAGAGUCUUCCGAGUUAUUUUGUAGAAAGUAGGUUGGCUGAAAAAUUCAAGUAUGAGCCUAUUUUUUUCCAGAAGUCUACACGCCCUUUCAAAAUCUGAUGCUGCAGUACAUCUCCAAAUUCUCCAAAAUUUUCGUGAUUUCCGGAGUUGCUUCAGAUAUCGAUCAUAAUGGAAUUCACGAUCAAACAUCUACAAAUUCCACACAUUUCUACAGAAUUCUCCUGCGAUGUUCAGACGAUUCAACAGAUUUUGAAAAUUGCAAAAACCUAAGAAGUCUCGCAUUCAUUUUCCCGAUUAUUUCGAAAAAUAACACAUGGGAUUGUAUGAGUUCGAAUGAGAUUCUGUUGGAUUAUUCGGCCACGAUUUUUGAUGUUGAACAGAUUUCUGGGCUGAGGUUUGAAUUUGCGUUUGGAAAUUUGACUUCGAAUCAGAUGAUAUUGCUGAGGAGGAAUAUAACGACACAACUUUGGUGA